This is a messenger RNA of Suillus subalutaceus, 348 nucleotides long. RefSeq lists its product as uncharacterized. Lineage: Eukaryota; Fungi; Basidiomycota; Agaricomycetes; Boletales; Suillaceae. The record is from RefSeq and is a predicted model, not a curated record. The annotation marks the transcript as partial. The transcript is spliced from 2 exons.
AUGGCAUGUAACUUUUUUCCGACAAAGGCCAAGUUCAAUGCCAUGGGCGCUGGUGUCAUGCCGCUUGAUGGGCAGUCUGCGCAAAAUCUCUUAGAACUUGUUCAUGCAGACUUUCCGUGGUACUCGGAUCUUGAUUCCAUCUGGCAUAACAAUCCCUCCAUGGCGGCAAAGACUUACUCAUCUCAGCCGGGCGUUGAUCACACUGGCGCGCUGUACUCACUUGUCCAACCGCAUGGCAGGACUGGUCCCUCACUCCAAUUUGGCGCCACUGCUGGGGCUGGUUCCUCCAUACCGGCUGCUCAGUCCUCCCGCGGAUAUCUGCCCCCCAACAUGUGCCCACCCCCCAAU